Molecule: messenger RNA, 798 nt
Organism: Erigeron canadensis
Lineage: Eukaryota; Viridiplantae; Streptophyta; Magnoliopsida; Asterales; Asteraceae
Exons: 3
Coding region: 102-407 (101 amino acids)
Biological process (GO): developmental process
Source: RefSeq, a predicted model, not a curated record
AUUGGAUUUUUCUUACUUCAUGAUCAUCCCUACCUAGCUCAAUAUCCUUGCCCUAAUUCUUAAUUUCAUUCAUUCCGAUCCUUAUAGACGUACAUCCAAUUAUGGGUGACUCUUCUGCUUCAUACAUACACAUGGUACAACACAUGAUAGAGAAGUGUUUGAUCUUCAAGAUGAGCAAAGAAGAGUGCAUGGAAGCCCUUUCUAAACAUGCAAAUAUCAAACCUGUCAUCACCUCAACCGUGUGGAAAGAGUUAGAGAAGGAAAACAAGGAGUUCUUUGAGUCAUACUCCGCGUCCCAAUCUUCAAGCGGAUCAAAUCGUUUGUCUGAAGCUCAAACUAGCGAGUUGAUUCAAAAGAUGAUAGCGGACAAUCAAUCAAACAACUCAGAUAAAGAUGACGACGACUAAUUAGCUUCGUACGUGUUGAUCAAUAAAACAUAUAUAUGCCAUAUAAUAUGUUAACUAUAUAUUUCUAGCUAGCUAGUAGUAUCGACAUAUAUAUGUACAGGGUGAAGCAUGCAUUAUUAAUGGUCGUACGUCUUACCAGCCUGAAGAGUGAGAUGACUAUAUUGCCCUUGGACAAUGAUUAGCUCAUUUCAGAAAUGAUAUAUAUAUAUAUAGGGGUCUUUCAAUAUAUAAAUUCAGAUGGGGGGUGGGGAUAUUGAAUCUUAGUGUAUCAAAUGUGCUAGGAAUUUAAGAAGUCACUGUCCAAUGCGUGCUUCAACAUAAUAUGUAACAACAUUGGUGAGAUCUCAUUUGAUGUGAAUAUGUAUAUAUAUAUUUGUUCCUUUUUUGUUCU